GUUGUAUUAAUGCUCGAGAGUGUCAGGGUGGGACAAGAAUGAGGUGCCGCGCUACUUUUACUUAGGUGAAUUGCAUUUUUCAAACCUUGGAAGCCUCAUCCGUUUACUCUUGGCCAUGGCAGUGACGGUGCGCUGGAGCAAAGUGAAGGUGAACGAAAACCGACAACAGCACAACAGCACAACAGCACAGCAACCAAGUCAAGUCAUACGACGAUCCGAUAGACAUAGACAUACAUAGUCUACUAGCUAGCACCCCGCGGAUCAGCGACAAUACCGCAGCUAGAGUAGCGAGAACAUCGGCAGUUCAAGUCAGUUGAGAAGAGAGGAGAAGAGAGGAAUGUAAAAAACAGACGCAGCAAUUCACUCACAAAAAGAAAAAUCAGAACAAGAAAAUCAGAACAAAAUCAGAAAAUCAAAAUGACUGCCUUACAUCAUCAUCAUGUCCUAGUCCGAGCACUACUGCUACUGCUGCUAGUAUGUUCUAUUAAUAUCAGUGUGGUAAAUGGCUUUGACUUUGUCUUGUCGCCAGCCAUGAAUUUGGGUUCCGACUACCAGAUUCGUUUGGUAGAUGUCACUACCAAUGUACAGGAUAUUCCAACGCUGUUCCAAAUGGCCAAUGCGUCGGUUCACAUGGAUGGACUCCAGUGGCAGAGUGGUCUAUCUUAUAACACGGAUGAAGACGAUCGUCAAACGGCGCGACUGAUUUCGCAAGUCUAUAUUCAAGAUGAAAUCGCCUUGACAUCGUCACUCGAUUUGAGUCCACCAGGUCUAGUACCACCUUCUACCGUCGAACUGGGAUAUCUACAAGUGGAACCCAUGGGACGCAUCAAUCUCACGGUAACACUCCAAGUCGUCUACGAUUCCUACAACAACUCUACUACAAAGAGUCAACAAACCAGUCCCAUCAUUUCCACACAACGCUACUACCAAGUCUACUGGCCCAUCCUCACCAUGGUCCCAGUACUGGUACUUGUGGGAUUCUCCUAUCUCACGGGAAAUGUCGAAAUUUCCAUUUCUACCGCCAACAUGGUCUCGGUCAUUAUUGCCCAAGGAGACUUUUUCAGAGGCAUGGAGCACCUUGUGUAUGUGGGAUUUCUAGGAGCGCUGACGCAUCAUUACAAUGGUGUAAUCAUGCUCCUCGUCUUUUUUCUGUCGGGAAUCAUGAGUUUGAUUGAAGUCACGGGAGGUGCCAAAGGAUGGGUUCGAUUGGCUGCACGAUUUAUUUCGACGACGCGAGUCGUUCAGUGUUUGACCUAUUUCAUGGCACUCGGCUACUUUUGGGACGAUGUGUUGUCCAUCCUCGUAGUGGGACAUUUAAUGCGACCCCUGCUCGAUGUCGCUCAUACAUCGCGACCAUUGGGUGCCAUGAUUCUCGAUGCUACCGCUGGAAACAUGGCCGGAAUUGUUCUCAUCUCCACCUGGCUCGUUUGGGAAAUUCCACUCUUACAACAAGAAUUGAGUCGCAUUGAUGCUCUCAACGAAUCCAGUGGCAAUGUCAUUCCCGCACUCCAAAUGACACCUUGGCAGGUUCUUCAAGAAUCACUCCGGUAUGCCUUUUAUCCCAUUCUCUAUGUCAUUCUCAUGCCAUUACUACUUUGGAGUCAACGACACAUGGGACAAAUACUCAUGUACGAACGAAUCACACAAGUCUAUCAGUCCAAAAAGGGAGGCCCCAAGGAUAUUCGAGGACCUUGUCAACCCAACAUGACACCCCCCAAAGGAGUACCCUGUCGAUUCUGGAAUGCACUCUUUCCCUUCUCGAUGAUUACCAUAUUGUUUAUUGUAUUUUGGUUUCAAGCUGGACAACGGGGAGCUCAAGAACGAUUAGAAGUUGAUAUUCCCGAACAAGAAGAAUGGAUUGUGGCGGCAUAUGCGUAUGCGCUCACACCAAAGGCGUGGUUGCAGGGAAUUAGUAUGGGAGCCUUUUUCUUUGUCAUUUCCAUCAUGUUACAGUUUCAACAAGCUGGGAAUAUUCUCUUUUUGCCAGUCAGUCUCAGAUUGCUCUGGAGGCAACACAAACUUCGACAACAACAAGAAGAAAACAACAACAAUGCGUCCUCCAACAAACUAGUAGCAGCAUCCGAAGAAGAGGAAGAAGUAGACACGAAUAAUGAAAUACUCGUCAAUACGGCGACCAGCGCCGAUGAUGAAAUCAUCACCACAACAGACGGCAGCAGCAACAACAACAAACAACUCUUGAUUCUCCCGCCGGCCAAACCACUUCUGACACCCAUGGAUCUCAUUGCCAGUUUCUUUUUUGGAUUUGGACGCAUCAUGCCAUACAUGAUCCAAUUCAUACUCGCAUGGGCACUACGAACAUCUUUUACCGAAAUGGGACUCGAUCGAUGGUUUGCAUCCAUGCUCGGGGAUCAAUUGGAUACACUCCAAACCAGCUACAUUCCCAUUGCCGCAUUCAUGACGGCAUUUCUCAUGUCAUUGGCCACCGGAGGAGCUGCUCGAGGAGAAGUCGCAUCCAUCCUCCUUCCCAUGAUUGUCGUGCCCGUCUACGAACGAACCUACAAUUCUACCGAUGCCGACGAUAUGAUCUUUCAAGUCAUUGGAGCCGUCUUGUCGGGGUGCAUUGCCGGAGAUCAUGCCGCACCACUGUCCAAUACCACACUUCUCUCUUGUGUCGCCAGUGAUUGUCAUGUUUUGGUGCAUGUCAUUACGCAGAUACCGUAUGUGAUCGUCGUCUUGAUGUUGAGUCUCCUGCUCGGAACAGGACCCGUCGGAUAUGGAAUUUAUCCCGUCGGUGCUGGAUACUUUUUGGGUGUCGUCUGCUUGCUGUUCUUUGUCUUUUUCAUUUGUUAUCCCAUUUUGGAUCCCAGUGGACAGUGGGAUAUUUUUACACGAUUGUACAUUCGAUGUUGUGUCAAUCGACGACGCAACAGAAAGAACAAUCAAGGCAGCAACGAUGAAGAAGAUCCACUGAACGGCGGCGAGGACGACGACGACGACAGCAACUUUUGGGAAAUACUCCAGCGAGACACGAUUCGGGCGGCCAAUGCCAUUGCUCAUGGACUGCCCUACGAAACCGAAGAUUGCCGUCAUCUCAUGCAACCCAUUGACAGUGCCAUUACCAAAGACGACGAAAACGACAACGCAGGACGAACGAGCAGUAGUUGUGAAGAUGAUAGUGAUGUCGCGGGGGACGAGGAACCACCGCAACUUGAACAACAAGUGGUGGAAGAAACGGGAAUGCCGCCGCCACAACCAGCAGGCAGACAGCAGUCAAUCGAGGACCAUCGCAAUGCAGGAAGACCCGUUCGAAUCAUUGCAUCCGAUGCGAGAGGAGGUCCAGCUCCUGCAAUCACGACGGCCUUGCCUACAGCUACCAUGAGCUAGCCCUGCCUGUUGCAGCGGUGUGGGGUAGUGACUCCUCAUCAUUUGGCUAGCUAGCUAGCUAGUUAUGCGUAAAAUUAUAUAAAAAGAAACUUGAAUCAACUUG
Seminavis robusta is the source of this 3448-nucleotide messenger RNA. The record is from the annotation of a GenBank genome assembly. NCBI's taxonomy places the organism in Eukaryota, Bacillariophyta, Bacillariophyceae, Naviculales, Naviculaceae.